Messenger RNA from Bactrocera dorsalis (oriental fruit fly), 4140 nucleotides. RefSeq names its product ubiquinone biosynthesis O-methyltransferase, mitochondrial. The record is from RefSeq and is a predicted model, not a curated record. Gene Ontology annotation, molecular function: 2-methoxy-6-polyprenyl-1,4-benzoquinol methyltransferase activity. The transcript has 5 exons. Gene Ontology annotation, biological process: ubiquinone biosynthetic process. Lineage: Eukaryota; Metazoa; Arthropoda; Insecta; Diptera; Tephritidae. Bases 2872 to 3819 code for a protein of 315 amino acids.
AUUUUUUUUAAUUCAAUUUCAAUUCAAUUUUUUCAAUUUUAAUUUUUUUAUUCAAUUUUUUAUUAUUGUAUUAUUUUUUUCAUUGAUUUUUGGCGUUGGUUGUCUCGUAAACGUUUACUUUAAUUGUAAAAUAAUCCAUUUUUCAGAGCACCAAGCGAAAAAAAAUAUUUUUUUUUUACACACCCUAGUACACACCUUUACAAACAUUUAUGUACGAUUUAAAUAUGCUGCAAGCAGGAAAAGCUGGACUUACUUCUAAAAUGAAAGCAACAAAUUUUAUUUUAAAGUAUAACGGCAUAAGAAACACACAUACAUACAUAUACAAUAUAUAGUAUAUUGCAAAACUCAUUCAACUAUCUGCAUUACAACAGCAACUACCAUCCUUAUGAUAAUUUUAAGAAUUAAAUGGCAGAGUUACACUAUAUAUAUUUACAUAUAUGUAUAGUUAUAUAAAUAUAUGAAUUUAAGUAACUCAUGUUUCGUAUGAUAAGACGUUACACAAUUUUAAAACAAAUAAAAACUUAAAUAUAUAAUAGAAAAUGAUUUAAAAAAUCUUUAAAAAAAUAUAAUUAUACCACAUACGAGUAUACAAUAUGACGUAAUGUUUAGGGAAAACGUUAUUUGCUUGAAAUUUCUGACAAACCUAAUUACUUAAGUUAGUGAAAAGUAAAAUAUAUACACCUAUACAUAUGUACAAAAUGUAUGUAUAUACGAAUAUGCGAACUUUUAACUAAAUGAAAAUAUUAACUUUGCGCUGAAAGCAAAACUUUUUGUGUCAUUUUGACAUCACCGAAAUUACUAGCAACGUUAAAAAUUCCCCCCAAAAAAUAUAUAUAACAAAAAUUAUAGAUAAUAUUUGUUGUACUAGUUGAAGUUAGUGAACAUUUGACUUAUAUACUAAACGGCAAACGCAUUGCGCUUUCGAAAAACAAAAAAAAAAGAAAAAUAAAGUAAAUGCAUUGUGAAUUCUUUCUCAAUUUCUCAGCAUUUUUUCGAAUAGCUUAGACGAGGCCGCAAUUAGUGUUGAAUUUAGUUCUUAUACUUCUAAGGUAAAUGGUGUAAUUAUAGGCGCACUUAGUGGUAGAUACAGACUUCGCAAAAUCUCAACUUUAUGGUAGUAAAUUAGCUUUAAAAUGCAUAUAUGUACUUACAUGUAUGCAGAUGCUCUUAGCACAUUUAACUGAAAAACAAAAAAAAAUAAUAUUGAUAAGGUCUCAAAAAUUUUUAUUUCAAGUUGUAUAGAUGAAAAAGUGGUGUACUUGAAGCGUUAAGUUUUAGCGUAGAUCUUAGUUGAAACAGCCGAAACGAAAGUUAGUAGAAUGUUCUCCUAGGGGCACAUGUAUUUAUUAUACGACAGAAGCAAUGGGCAUUUUGUUUACAAAAGAUACUCAUUUAAUGUGUCAAUCACAGAUAUAAUAGUAACAAAGUGGCAAAAUGGCAACAUAAAUGCGCGCUCUGUGGCAGUAUUGCAAUAAGUCAGCUGUUCUUUAUUUAUCACCAUUCGGUUUUGCUAUAAAUAUUUGAACAAUUCAUUUUAAAAUAGCAAAUAAAACAAUGUUCCAUUUAAAUGUGCUUAAAUUUUCCAUUUUACGGCGAAAUAAACUAAACUUGAGAAAAAGAAUCAACAGCUGAUUGUGAUUUGCAACAAAUUGCCAUGCAUGCCACUGAAAAUAUGACAUUAAAUGAGUAGCACUAUUGUUUUAACGCCUAAAAUAAAAAAAAAAAACUUAAACACUUAAUGCGUUAUUUUUUUUUUUUUAAUUUAAGUAAAUAAAUAUUUUGCAAUGGAAAUAUGCAAUAUUUUGGAAUUCAACAAAAAAAAAUAGUGAAUAAUAACGAAAAUCAGAAAAAUAUUGCAAAUAGUAGCGAAUAAAUUGAAAAAUAAUACCAAAAAUCAGAAAAAUAUUGCGAGUGAAAAACAGUUAGAGUGCAACAAAAAAGUGAAAAUUAAUUAACUCAUAGCUAUUCAAGAAAAUUACUCAACAAAAUGAACUUGUUACCUUAACGAUGUAAGCAAUCAAACAGUAACAUAAUCGAUAUCACUAACUAAUAAAACAAAAAUAUUCAAUGUUAAUAACAAGAAACUGCAUGCGAAUGAAACAAAUUUCACAAUAAACAUAUUUAGCCAAAUUACCAGUUCAUAAUAGGAAUGCACCUCACAAAACUUAAUAAAAGCUAAGUUCUCAAGCCAGGAAUAAAAAAAAUAUAUAUAAUAUAUAAUUCCAUAUUACUUGUUUGCGCUUAAAAACUGUUAUGAUAGUUACGUCAUAAUUAACACUGAAUUUCAUGUACAUAAUUUUUUUUAUUUUUUUCAAGUUAAAAUUAAUUAAAAUCAUAAUAAUUAAUGUUACAGAAUAUGUAAAUUAUAUACAAUACAUACGAGUAUUAUAAUAUGUAUAGUUGACAUGCAUACCUUUGGCACAUGAUCACACCCGUUAGUGUAUUGAUUAGCUUUAGAACAUACAUAUACAUAUAUAUAUUUUCUCGAAACGAAAGUUAUUCAAUUAGGUCCGCGUAAAUCGGUGAUAUUGUUAAGUAUGUAAUUUUAUUUUUAUUUUCCACUGAACUACGUAAAUAAAUAAAACAAAGAAUAAAAAACAAAAAUAUGACUUAAAUGAUGCAUUGUUGCUUAUUGUUUUAACAGCAUUUCACUGAUAAGCUAAUUGGUAAGUAUAAUUAUGAGUUUUUAUGGCUUAAGUUGUGGGCAGUUGAGCUUCACGCCACUUUUUGUUGGUUGCUCUUUUAAUUAUCAGAUUUAAGAUUAAUAAACGUGUGUUCUUCGUUACUUCCGCUGUGCUAUAACUAUUAUAAGCGUUCACUUUAACUUUUAAGCGCAGUCAGGAUUAAGAACUCAGUGCAUUCAAAAGCAAUAUGUCGUUGAGAACGGUCAAAGCAGUGCCAUUUUUGCUGCAACAGCAAAGCAGGUAUUUCUUGCAAAAUACUUUUGGUAAUUUUCAACACGCACAAAUGUCUUCAAAUACAACUUACACUUCAACACCGAAUACAAGCACAGCAAAGAAAAACAAAGAAUUGCAACAAUUUAACGACAGCACACAAAAAGAAAUUGAUCAUCACGCGCGGUUAUCAGCGACUUGGUGGGAUUUAAAUGGGCCAUUACAUGGUUUACACAAGCUGAACGAUUUAAGAGUUCCUUUCGUGAGCCAUGGUUUGAGGGCGCAAAGUACCGUCGACAAGAAUUUCAGAAAUACCAUCGACAUGAACUUGAUAAGUACAGCCCCAUUACUAAAAGGUAAAAAUAUUUUGGAAGUAGGUUGUGGUGGCGGCAUAUUAACGGAAGCGUUAGCACGUCUAAAUGCUAAUGUAACUGGCGUUGACUUGGGCGCAGACGUAAUCAUGACGGCCGAAAAACAUUUAAAGAAAUAUAGUCCCGAACUAGUUGAGCGUAUAACUUAUAAAACCGAGUCAAUAGCGCAACAUGCAGAUGAAUAUGCAAAUCAUUAUGAUGCAGUUGUAUGCUCAGAGGUGUUGGAACAUAUUGACGAGAAAGAAGCGUUCUUAAAAGAUUGCGUUAGGGCUAUAAAGCCAGGCGGUUCCAUAUUUAUUACGACCUUGAAUAAGACCGUUCUACAGUGGUUCAUAGGAAUUAUUCUCGGAGAAUAUGUAUUUGGUGUUGCACCGAAAAACACACAUCACUGGAGUAAACUGAUAGCACCACAAGAUGUGCAACGCAUUCUGGCUGCAUUGAAUUGUGAGACGGUAUCGCUGAAUGGCCUCACUUACAAUGUUUUUUAUAGGCGUUGGCGGUGGAUUAAUACUACAAAACUGUGCUAUGCUCUUCAUGCUGUUAAAGCUGCAUAAAAACUUUCGAAUCAAUUGAUGUAAUAUUUUUACAAACCCAAAAAAACUAUUCAUAUUCAUUCUCUAAUACGCAAUAUUUGAAAGCCAUAUGCACAUAAGGAACAAAUAUAACAUAAUAAUAAAAUAAAUCACCAAUUUUGAACGUUUUUUCACUUUGGCCAUACUAUUUAUUAAAAAUAUGUAGAAAGUUCUAUUUUUCGUAGUUUUCUUAGAUUUGAAUUGUCAGUUGAGCGUGACGUUCUACCUCAACCGGAUAUGCACGAAUAACAAAACAAACACAGGCAACACAAUAGAUUUAAAAAAAUUUCAGGCAGCAUAUUU